AUGGAAAUGGGUUCGAAGAAUGAGGAAGAUGAAGUUAUCGUCGAGGGUGAUAACCAUAGGCGUCGGCCGCAGCGGGAGCAUCGGGUUUCAUCUCCGUCGUCCCGGAGGAGGAGUAGGGAAAGAGAUCCACAACAACAAAGAUCUGGGAGUAAAGAAAGAGGAAGUGGGAGUGGCAAUGGCGGUGGAAGGAGAGUAAGCAGAUCCCCAAAUAGAAGAUCUGAAUCACCGAAUCCUAACUCCAGUGGCAGCAACGGGAAUGUCGCCGCCGGUGGUAAUAGCAAUAGGCCGGGAAAGAUGGUCUCGGUCCCUGCCACCGAUAAAAGCAACAACCCUGGUGGCGUAGAGGUGGUUGCCGGUGGAGUGAAGAAGAUUCAAGUGAAGCGAAACGCCGGCGAAGCUUUGGGUUCCCGGACUGCAGCAUCUCCACGUUCUAAAUCUCCGGCGAGGGCAAACCUUCGUGUCUUGAAUGAGAAUCAGAAUCAGCAGCCAUUGACACUGAGUCGAAGCAAUUCAAGGAAGGCAGAGCAUUCUCCUUACAGAAGGAAUCCGCUGGCUGAGAUCGAUACAAACGCUGCUGGAUCCGAUCAACCAAAACACCAAAGCUCAAUUGCAGAAACCAAAUUCGAAAAUCUGAAAAACAAUCAACUCGUAACAAGAACACGAUCUUCAAGGCUAUCUCGAGACCUAGAUAUAAACCCAGAAACUCUACUAAACUCCAACCCACCAUCCUACGCUAGUUUAUUACUAGAGGACAUCCAAAACUUCCACCAAAAAAACCCCACCACCACCACCGCCACCGCCACCACGGUGGCUACAACACCACAACCACCGGGUUUUUCCCUUCCAGCCUGUGUCAGCAAGGCGUGCUCCAUUCUUGAAGCUGUAGCGGAUCUCAACUCUGCUAAUAACUCCAACGAACGUCAAUUCAAGAAGAAAGACAACCUUGUGGAGUCGGAGAUGGUGGUUGAUGAUGAUCUGACGGAGCCAAGUCUGCACAAAUAUGUGACUGUGAGGAGAGGUGCAGGUGAUGCAGAUGCUGACGAACAGGAAUCAUCAGGGAGCAAUAGUUUUGCUGGAAGUCAGCAGAUGAGUUGGAUGUCAUCUUCUUGGGAGCCAAAUUCAGGUGAUUCCACAAGUUGCUAUACUUCUUCAAGGUCGAAUGAAGUUCAGAAAAGUGGAGAGUAUCCUAGGAGUGGAAUAGGACGUGGGAGAGUAGGUGUUCAUGGUAGAAGUGCUUAUUCAUUGCCGAAUUAA
This is a messenger RNA of Lactuca virosa, 1254 nucleotides long. Lineage: Eukaryota; Viridiplantae; Streptophyta; Magnoliopsida; Asterales; Asteraceae. The record is from the annotation of a GenBank genome assembly.